Adineta steineri is the source of this 1419-nucleotide messenger RNA. The record is from the annotation of a GenBank genome assembly. NCBI's taxonomy places the organism in Eukaryota, Metazoa, Rotifera, Eurotatoria, Adinetida, Adinetidae.
AUGGCAACAACAACUAGUAAAGCUCAUUGUAGUACAUGUGGAAAAGAAAAAACUGCAUAUAAAUGUGAAGGUUGUUCACAACAUUUUUGUGCUAAUCAUUUGACAGAACAUCAACAAACACUUAGAAAACAAUUAGAUGAAAUAGAAGAUAGACAAAAUCUUUUUAAGGAAGCAUUUAAUCAAGAAAAAAUGAAUCCACAAAAGCAUUUAUUAAUGCAACUAGUUAAUAAAUGGGAACAACAGUCAAUUAAAACAAUUCAGCAAACAGCAGAAGAAGCUAGACAAUUGUUAAUCCAACACACUACUGAAUAUAUUAAUCAAACGGAAGUUAAAUUAACCAAAUUCACUAAACAAUUGAGACAAAUUCGAGAAGAAAAUAAUAUUAAUGAAAACAUUGUGAAUCAGUUUAAACAAAAAAUAAAAGAACUAGAAGUUGAACUUGCUAAAUUGUCAAAUAUCUCAAUUCAAGAAGAUUCUUCAUCAUUUAUUCCUAAAAUAUCUGUCCAUCAUUAUCUAUUUCAAAUGUUUCUUCGGAUGCAAAAUGGUAUUAUUGUUGCUGGAGGAAUUGGAGUUGGUAAUGGAUUAAAUCAACUCUCUAAUCCAUAUGGUAUUUAUGUCGAUCAUGAUGAUCAAACUAUCUACGUGGCUGAGUAUGCAAAUCAUCGUAUUGUUGAAUGGAAAAAAGGAGCGAAAAAUGGUCAGGUCGUUGCUGGUGGAAAUGGUCCUGGAAAUCAAAAUAAUCAAUUGAAUCGACCAAGAAAUGUCAUUGUUGAUAAAAAGAAUGAUUGUUUCAUUAUUUCUGAUUAUGGUAACAAACGCGUUGUACGUUGGCCUCAUCGAAAUGGUACAAGUGGAGAAACAAUCAUUUUAAAUAUUGCUUGUUGGGAUUUAGUUAUGGAUAAUGAUGAUUAUCUUUAUGUCUCUGACAUAAGUAAACAUAAAGUAACACGAUGGAAAAUAGGUGAUAGACAUGGAACAUUAGUAGCAGGUGGAAAUGGCAAUGGUAAUCGUCUUGAUCAACUCAAUCGUCCUUAUUAUAUAUUCGUCGAUCAAGAUCAUUCAGUUUACGUAUCAGAUUGUGAGAAUCAUCGUGUGAUGAAAUGGUUGCAAGGUGCAAAAGAAGGCAUUGUUGUUGCUGGGAGACAAGGUGAAGGAAAUAGUUUGACACAAUUGUCACGACCUUAUGGAAUAAUCGUUGAUCAAUUAGGUACUAUCUAUGUGGCAAACUGUGGUAAUCAUCGAAUAAUGCGUUAUCUAGAUGGGACAACAAAAGGUAGCAUUAUUAUUGGUGAGAAUAAUGGUCAGAGAGAACAAACAAGUCAGCUCAGUCAUCCAGUAGAUGUAUCAUUCGAUCAACAGGGAAAUCUUUAUGUUGCUGAUAAUGACAAUUAUCGAAUACAAAAAUUUGAAAUUGAUUAA